Cutaneotrichosporon cavernicola is the source of this 474-nucleotide messenger RNA. RefSeq lists its product as uncharacterized. Bases 1 to 474 code for a protein of 157 amino acids. The transcript has 2 exons. The record is from RefSeq and is a predicted model, not a curated record. NCBI's taxonomy places the organism in Eukaryota, Fungi, Basidiomycota, Tremellomycetes, Trichosporonales, Trichosporonaceae.
AUGUCUCUCCUCCGUCUUCGUCUCGCAUCUCCACCCAACAUGGACUACCUCACAGUCUUCGCCACUCGCAGCCUCGUCCUCUUCCCUCGCACCACUCCCUCGGCACCCCUCUUCUCCUCCCCUCGCACACUCACCCCGCCCCCCGUUGAGAUGCCGCUCUACGCCCUCUUGCGCGACGACACUCAUUGCGCCUGGUACCUCGUCGACCAGCUCCUUGAGGCACCUCGGGCGGCAGCUUCCGUGGCACGCGAGCUCGAGAUGGAGGCCGAGGUUCUGGUGUGGGAGCAGAUCGACCGCGCCAAGAUGUUUGGUCGCGCACUCGCCCUUCUCUUUGGCAGUUCCAGCAACGUUAGCGAGGACGAGCUGUGUCAGCUCGCCGCCAAGCAUGGUCUCGAGCUGGCCGCACCAGCUGGUGGCCUUCUCCUCCUGGUUCAGCGGCAUUACCGCGAGGACGUGCCGGUCAUCCUCGCUUAG